AUGUCAUCAGCCGCCACCAACGGCUUCGCUGAGAAAGACGGCCAGUUCCGUCGCAAACCCUCAGCAUUCCGCAACUUUAUCUCUUCUGAUCCCAAUUCAGAGUUUCCAGCGGAAAAGGAUCGAUAUGCGCUUUACAUUCACAUGGGUUGCCCUUGGGCACAUCGUACCAACCUAGUGCGUAGCUUGAAAGGGCUGGAGGAUGUCAUCCAAUUGAUCGUAUGGGAUCUGUCGCUUGUUCACGAUAAGAAAGGAUGGGGCAUGUCUGGGAAGCCUGGGUUCGAAAAAGAGCCGCUGUAUGGUUAUACGAACUUGAGGCAGCUGUACGAAAGGGCGAACCCGGAAUACGAAGGGCGGUACCUCGUCCCGACACUCUGGGACAAGAAGAAAGGCAGGUCCCGUGACUGCAAGCGCGUAAAGACUAUGCGCUGA
Alternaria incomplexa is the source of this 429-nucleotide messenger RNA. RefSeq lists its product as uncharacterized. Gene Ontology annotation, molecular function: glutathione transferase activity. The transcript has 2 exons. Bases 1 to 429 code for a protein of 142 amino acids. NCBI's taxonomy places the organism in Eukaryota, Fungi, Ascomycota, Dothideomycetes, Pleosporales, Pleosporaceae. The record is from RefSeq and is a predicted model, not a curated record. Gene Ontology annotation, cellular component: cytoplasm.